AUGACGGACCGCGAGGCGCAGGAGGUGCUGUGCCCCAGCGGCUACUUCGGAACCGUGGCGCUACUCUGUGCGGAAGGCAACGUGAGCGUGGAAGCCGUGCAGUGCCAAGCCACUCGCUGCGAGGAGGCGGAGGUCAUCGUCGGCGGGCAAGCGGUGCAGCACCCAGACAUGGCCGAGGGCGAGACGAUAGAGUAUCCGAACUUUUGCGACAAGUGCCAGACUGGCGCCCUCACCCUGAACUGCACCGCGACGGGCGUAGAGGCCGUCUCCUCGAACUGCCGCCUGUCGCGCGAGUGCUGCGCCCCUGGGGGGCUGCUGAACUCCUCGCUGGUCUACCCGAUGCUCGAGGACGGGGAGGUUUACCCCGCGGUGUGCACCGGCGGGCUCGUCGGGACGGUGUGGCUCAGAUGCUCCUCGAGCGUCGUGUCUCGGGAGAACCUCUCCGAGUCCUGCAGCCCCGCCUGCCCUGCCGGCCUGCUGGACACGGGCGGCAUCUCGAUCGCGAUCGCCAGGCCGAGGCACCCCGAGAUGAUGUAG
Messenger RNA from Prorocentrum cordatum, 537 nucleotides. The record is from the annotation of a GenBank genome assembly. NCBI's taxonomy places the organism in Eukaryota, Dinophyceae, Prorocentrales, Prorocentraceae.